AACUGUCAUUUUUUGUUAUCUAUUUAUCUAUGUCUUUGGUCAUUCAUUAAAAUGGCGUCCUUGUCGAGCCUAUUACCAGCACCAGUUCAGCAAGUAUGGGACAGAGAUGACGAACGACAGGGCCAGCGUGUCGGCAGCGCCUUAGUCGUAUCUCAGACAAGUGUGCCACCAUAUGGGCAGAGGAAAGGAUGGGUACCACGGGCGGAGGAAGAUUAUGGAGAUGGAGGUGCAUUCCCGGAGAUCCAUGUUGCUCAGUACCCACUGGGUAUGGGAGCACGUGGCAAGGAGAGCACAUCCAAUGCACUGGCGGUGCAACUGGAUGAGGCUGGACGAGUUAAAUACUCGGCAAUCGCAAGACAAGGCCAUAGUGCUGAUAAGAUAAUAUAUUCUAAGUUGACUGAUUUAUUACCAUCCGAAGUGUUGGCAGAAGAUGAUCCAAGUCUCCAGAAGCCAACGGAAGAUGAUAUUCAGGAUAUCACAGAAAAGACAAAGCUGGCACUUGAGAAGUUGACUAAUGCUAAAAUAUCUGCCGCCUUGCCUGUUAAAGCAGCUCCUAAGGCUGCUCCAGCUCAGUACAUAAGAUAUACACCGGCACAACAAGGAGGCACAUUUAACUCUGGUGCAAAGCAGAGAGUCAUCAGGAUGGUAGAAGCGCAAGCGGACCCCAUGGAGCCUCCACGCUUCCAGAUCAACAAGAAGAUCCCGCGCGCGGCACCUUCGCCUCCAGCACCCGUGUUACACUCCCCUCCUCGGAGAGUCUCCGUCAAACAGCAGAGGGACUGGAAAGUACCACCUUGUGUGUCCCAUUGGAAGAACGCUAAAGGUUACACAAUACCAUUGGAUAAGCGCUUGGCUGCGGACGGCAGAGGAUUACAACAAGUACAUAUUAAUGAGAACUUCUCAAAGCUUGCCGAAGCUUUAUACAUAGCUGAUCGUAAAGCCAGGGAGGCGGUAGAGGCCAGAGCUCAGCUGGAGAGGAGAUUGGCGCAGAGGGAGAAAGAGAAGAAAGAAGAACAUUUGAGAAUGUUAGCUCAGAGAGCCAGAGAUCAUAGAGCAGGUAUUAGACCGGCAGAGGAGGAGACGGAGAGUAUUGAGCCGGAGGAGGGACUGUCGGAUGCGGACAAGGCAGAGCGUGACCGUCUGCGCGCAGAGCGGCACAAAGAUCGCCAGAGAGAGAGAAAUCUAGCUAGAGCCGCGCCAGAUAAAAGAUCUAAACUAGUGAAGGACAGAGAAAGGGAUAUAUCCGAGCAGAUUGCUCUGGGUAUGCCGGCUAAAACAAACCAGGGUGGUGAAGGGAUGUUUGACCAGAGGUUGUUCAACAAUAGCAAGGGAAUGGACAGUGGCUAUGGUGACGACGAAGCAUACACAGUUUAUGACAAGCCGUGGCGCAACCAAGACACAGUGGGUGCACAUAUCUACAGACCCACUAGAAAUGCCGAUAAAGAUAAUUACGGAGGGGAUAUUGAUGCUAUUGUUAAUACUAGGAGAUUCGUAGCAGAUAAGGAAUUUGCAGGAACGAGCAGUAAUAACACACGCGCAGGACCUGUGCAGUUUGAGAAGGACAAUCCCUCCGCCAGAGAGGAACCUCAGGGUCGUAGCCAGUCUGAUGCUGACUUUGAUCCGUUCGGUCUGGAUCGGUUCUUGAGUGAGGCGAAGCGAGCAGACAAGUCCGGUCGCAAACGAGACCACCACGACCAUCACGAUAGACACGACACACACAAGAAGAGGAGAGACUAGUAGAUCUACUUAAGGGCCACCUUAAUGAUUAAGACAUUUGUACUAAAUAGUAAUGUCACACUUUGUAAUAUGAGUGAACAAUAUAACCAUGGGUUUUCACUGCCGGUACAUCUAUUCAAAAACAUUUUGUUAGUUUUUAUACAGGUAUUUCGACAGUGGAAACCCACGGGAAGGAGUUUAGUUUUAUUAUAUGAUCGUAAGUUGUGUAAUGGUGUUCAUUAAUAAACUUUGUAAAUAUGUAAGUUGUAAUUUUAAUCAGAUAUU
Messenger RNA from Papilio xuthus (Asian swallowtail), 2001 nucleotides. It is a transcript of the gene Bx42, whose product is annotated as Puff-specific protein Bx42. NCBI's taxonomy places the organism in Eukaryota, Metazoa, Arthropoda, Insecta, Lepidoptera, Papilionidae. The transcript is spliced from 13 exons. Gene Ontology annotation, cellular component: spliceosomal complex. Gene Ontology annotation, biological process: mRNA splicing, via spliceosome. The record is from RefSeq and is a predicted model, not a curated record. Bases 52 to 1737 code for a protein of 561 amino acids.